Messenger RNA from Guyanagaster necrorhizus, 600 nucleotides. RefSeq lists its product as uncharacterized. Lineage: Eukaryota; Fungi; Basidiomycota; Agaricomycetes; Agaricales; Physalacriaceae. The transcript is spliced from 3 exons. Bases 1 to 600 code for a protein of 199 amino acids. Gene Ontology annotation, biological process: proteasome regulatory particle assembly. The record is from RefSeq and is a predicted model, not a curated record. Gene Ontology annotation, cellular component: cytoplasm; nucleus. Gene Ontology annotation, molecular function: protein binding.
AUGGGCAUGGAAUUGCCUUCGCCAGACAGCCCUAGGGAGCAAGUCCGUGUCUUGAUGGCCCGGAAAUCUGACAUUCAGGCAGAACUAGAGACUCAUCUGUCUAUUCUAAAAGCAAACUCCUCGACGAUGCAUUCUCCAUUGGUUGACCCAGACGGGUUCCCUCGAGCCGACAUUGACAUAUACGCGGUACGGGGUGCGCGGAUACGGGUCAUAGAGCUGCGGAAUGAUCUAGAGGCAUUGAUGAACGAGAUUGGGAAGAAGCUGGAAAGCGUGUAUGACCCGAGCCUGGCCCCGCCUGCAGUUCAGGAAUCGGACUCGCCUGCUGACACUCCUUUUGCAAGAGUUGACGGUGUGGCACCAGGAAGUCCGGCAGCGGAUGCGGGUUUGAAACGUGAAGAUCUCAUCGUGAAAUUUGGUUCAUUAACGAGUCCAUCAUCCCUACAAGCUGUGGCGGAAGCCGUGGGGGCCAAUGAAAACCAGAGUAUCUCAAUCAAAGUGCUGAGAGACAAUCGACCAGCUUUCUUAAGUCUAACGCCGAGAAAAGGUUGGGGUGGACGUGGGAUGCUCGGGUAUGCGGUCAUGCUAUCUUUAUGUUUCUGA